AGUCUACCCAUGUCCGGUCUUUGCUAGAGCAAAAGGACAAAAAGAUAUAUAAAAAUCGCCCUCUUUGCAUCAUACACAGAAGUUCUUGAAUUCUGGAACCAUCACAAAACCUAUGCUGCCUGCAUUAUUUUAUCUUUGUUUAGAUUGGAAAUUGUCCAUUUCUCGAAGGUCUUCUGGAUGAUAAGUCAAAAAGGGGAAACUUCAUAAAAAAAUCAGAAAGCCCACUAUGUCCACAAAUUGUCCCAUCACUCUAUGUUGUCUUGCUAACUUUUGAAUGUUGCACACACGAAUCACCUUUUUAAUCAUUAUUCUUCUGUUUUAUGCUAUAUUUUCUUAUAUUCCUUUCGAUCUAGAUCCUGAAUUCUUGCACCACCCCUUUCCACUUCAUAUUUAUCACAGUUGCUAGCAGAGUCCAGGAUCAAGAAAAGAUCAAAGAACAAACAAGAAAGAAAGGAAAUGGAGGGUGAAAUACAGAACUUCAUAUGGGUAUGGAUUACAGUCUUCAUAUCUUUAUGCUAUUGUUAUGCAAUUGGGAAAUUUAUAUCUAAAGGCACCAAAAGACUACUUUUUAUCCUUCCGGUCGUUUGCUUUUUUCUUUAUCUUCCCCUCAAUCUCUUCUCUCCCCAUCUUGGCGGGACAACUGCAUUUUUCAUUGCUUGGCUUGCUAACUUCAAGCUCCUUCUCUUUGCUUUUGGUAAAGGUCCUUUAUCUUCAGAUCCAUCAAUUUCUCUUCCACUUUUUACUGCUGUUUCUUGCUUACCAAUCAAGAUCCAAAAGGAAAACCCAUCUCCAAAAUCAUAUCAAAAUGGCCAUAACCCUCAAAACUCAUCAAAUCCAUCUCAGAAUAGCCAAAUCAGAGAAGACCCAUCUCCUAGAAAGUUAAGAGAUAGCUUUCUGAACUAUGCAAUAAAGGGUAUACUUGUAGCAGUUAUGGUACGAGUAUAUGAUUACAGCGACCAUAUUCACCCUAGAAUCAUAUUAUUCCUCUAUGCUUUCCAUAUCUAUUUUCUUCUUGAGCUCAAUCUAGCCAUAACUGCAGCCCUGGCUCGAACCCUACUAGGCAUAGAGCUCGAGCCACAGUUCAAUGAGCCUUACCUCUCUACAUCGCUUCAAGAUUUUUGGGGCAAGAGAUGGAACCUCAUGGUCACUAGUAUCCUACGCCCUACCGUAUAUGAACCCACCCGCAACAUUUUCUCACGCGCCAUUGGUCGGAAGUGGGCUACACUCCCAGCUGUUUUCGGGACAUUUGUUGUGUCAGCGCUAAUGCACGAGCUGAUGUUUUAUUACUUGGGGCGCACGACACCGACAGGAGAUAUCUCGGUGUUCUUCCUUUUACAUGGAUUCUGUUUAACGGCUGAGAUUGCAUUUAAGAAAUGGUUAAAUGGCAGGUGGCAGUUGCCAGGACUUGUAUCUGGAAUCCUGACCGUUGGAUUUGUAAUGAGUACUGGAUUUUGGCUGUUUUUCCCAAAUUUUAUGCAUAGUCAGAUUGAUGUUAGGGCGUUUGAAGAUUACGCGACAGUAGUCGCGUUCUUGAAGAAUACGAGUGAAAAUGUAAUGCGUUUUUAGAGGGGCCAUUAACGAUUGUGACGUGUUUGUAAUGUUGACUAUACAAUCAAACUUUUUAGCUCAAAAAUUUUAAAGAUAAGAGCAAAUUAUUUUCAAA
Messenger RNA from Ricinus communis (castor bean), 1663 nucleotides. Its product is annotated as acyl-CoA--sterol O-acyltransferase 1. The record is from RefSeq and is a predicted model, not a curated record. NCBI's taxonomy places the organism in Eukaryota, Viridiplantae, Streptophyta, Magnoliopsida, Malpighiales, Euphorbiaceae. Gene Ontology annotation, biological process: lipid metabolic process. Bases 457 to 1566 code for a protein of 369 amino acids. The transcript has a single exon.